Molecule: messenger RNA, 705 nt
Organism: Spirodela intermedia
Lineage: Eukaryota; Viridiplantae; Streptophyta; Magnoliopsida; Alismatales; Araceae
Source: the annotation of a GenBank genome assembly
AUGGUGAUGAGCUCUGGUUUACUUCUUCAUGCUGUUCUUACAUAUCUUUCUGGAAUCAAGUGACUUGAAGCUUAUCUACAAUGAGGAGGUGAUCAAAGUGGGCUGAUCCAGGCCAGAUCUCUGUGAAUAAUUCUCUGAACAUUUUUGGGCCAGGUGAACGUUCCGAAGACAAGGAGGACCUAUUGCAAGGCCUGCCAGAAGCACAACCUGCACAAGGUCACCCAGUACAAGAAGGGCAAGGACAGCCUUUCCGUUCAGGGCAAGCGCCGAUAUGACAGGAAGCAAUCCGGGUAUGGAGGCCAGACGAAGCCCGUCUUCCACAAGAAGGUGGACUCCCCUCCUCCCGCUCCUGUUGAAUUGAAAAAAUAAAGAAACAAAAGAUCGGAAGAACCCUAUUGGUGAUUCUUUGCUGAUCUUUAUAUUUUUCAUGUUGGGCAGGCGAAAACCACGAAGAAGAUCGUGCUGAAGCUGCAGUGUCAGGGCUGCAAGCACUACUCUCAGCACGCAAUCAAGGUCAGUUCUUUCAGGGGGGAGUGGUCUGACUGGAGUUCUUCCUAUUCUAUUUUUACUUUCCCCUCUCUGCCGCCCAUCUCUGAUGUGAAGCUCCUCUUGGUGUCUGUCUGUGUGGACUUGGGGUUUCUACAGAGGUGCAAGCAUUUCGAGAUCGGAGGAGACAAGAAGGGGAAGGGGACUUCGCUUUUCUAG